AUGACGAAAAUGCAAAUCAAAACCAAACUCGCUCAAGUUAGGGAGACUAUAAUUAUGAAAAUAAACCACAACUCUGAUGAAGAAUUGUCAUUAAAAACGGUCCAUAGAGUUUCCAAUGGGACUGGAGCCCGGUGCUGCAACUGUGGGAAUGGGCACGAAAAUCCUCCAGGAGCAUUCUUCACAGAACCAGUAAGUAAAGAUUUGAAAAUAUUAAUCGGAUUUGAAAUAAACAAUGGAGUUGUGAAAUAUCACAAGCAUAAAACUGCUGUGGAGAAGUACAUGGACCAUACAGUAAAUGCUCUGAUGCUGAUGGCAGUGAGAUUACAUGGAAAGUUUGUACGGAUACAUCAUGUGUUGAAUGCAGAGUGUUUACAGAACACCUCAUUAGAAUGGUAUGCAGAUCAAGGAUUUGGCAUGGCCAUGAAUGAUGAGCAUUACAAUUUAUACAAUGCUGUAUAUGCUUGGGCAUAUGCCCUCCAUGGAAUAUUAAUUCAGCAGUUUCCCUCAUCUGUGUUCAGUGAGACUUGCAGGCCUGGUUUCAGGAAGUUCCCACAGGAAGGAAAGGCAGCCUGCUGUUUUGAUUGUUUCCCCUGCCCAGUAAAUGAGAUUUCUAACAAAACAAAUAUGGAUCCAUGUGUAAAGCACCCAACCGAUCAGUACGCCAACAUAGAGCCUCACUGUCUCCAAAAGACUGUGACAUUUGUAUCUUAUGAAGACCCCUUGGGGAUGGCUCUGGCUUGCUUGGCCCUGUGCUUCUCUGCACUCACUGCUCUUGUUUUGGGGGUUUUUGUGAAGCAUCAAGACACACCGAUUGUGAAGGCCAAUAAUCGAGCAAACAGCUACAUCCUGCUCAUCUCCCUCGAGUUUUGUUUUCUCUGUUCAUUGCUCUUCAUUGGACAUCCCAACACAGCCAAGUGCAUCCUGCAGCAGAUCACAUUUUCAGUUCUGUUCACUGUGGCUGUGUCCACUAUCUUGGCCAAAACACUUACUGUCGUUCUGGCCUUCAAGGUCACUGCUCCAGGAAGAAAGAUGAGGCAGUUGCUGGUAUCAGGAGCACCUAACUGCAUCAUUCCCAUCUGUACCUUGAUCCAACUUGUUCUCUGUGGAAUCUGGCUGGGAACAUCCCCUCCCUUUGUGGACACUGAUGCACACUCGGAACAUGGCCACAUCAUCAUUGUGUGUGAUAAAGGCUCAGUCACUGCUUUUUACUGUGUCCUGGGAAACCUCAGAUCUCUGGCUGUAGGGAGCGUCACUGUGGCUUUCCUGGCCAGAAACCUGCCUGACACAUUCAAUGAAGCCAAGUUCCUGACCUUCAGCAUGCUGGUGUUCUGCAGUGUGUGGCUCACCUUCCUCCCUGUCUACCAUAGCACCGAGGGGAAGGCCAUGGUGGUAGUGGAGGUCUUCUCUAUCUUGUUCUCCAGUGUGGGAUUGCUAGGUUGCAUUUUUUUUCCAAAGUGCUACAUCAUUUUAUUAAGACUCAGUAGAAAUUGUCUUCAGAUCAUCAAGAAAAAACAUAUUAUUCAACCAAUGGAUUUUUACAUUUUAACUCAUAUGUAUUUAUUAUUUAAUGUACAUUCCUGA
Molecule: messenger RNA, 1581 nt
Organism: Jaculus jaculus (lesser Egyptian jerboa)
Lineage: Eukaryota; Metazoa; Chordata; Mammalia; Rodentia; Dipodidae
Product: vomeronasal type-2 receptor 116-like
Biological process (GO): G protein-coupled receptor signaling pathway
Cellular component (GO): membrane
Molecular function (GO): G protein-coupled receptor activity
Source: RefSeq, a predicted model, not a curated record